AUGGCCAGCCCCCCGUCGGCUCCUCGUCAUGGGGGUAAAUCCGUGGAGCAGAUAUAUAAGAAGAUGACCCAGAUUGAGCACAUCCUUGCGCGACCUGAUACCUAUGUUGGCAGUCUGGAGCAUCAGACUGAGCGCAUGUGGGUAUGGGAGUCCGAGACUGGUCAUAUAGUUCAGAAGCAGAUAACAUUUUGUCCUGGACUAUAUAAGAUCUUCGAUGAGAUCCUCGUCAAUGCGGCUGAUAACCUCCAGCGAGAUCCGAAACAUAUGAAUACUAUUAAAGUGGACAUCGAUGCUGAGAACGGCUUCAUCAAGGUAUAUAAUAAUGGCAAGGGUUUGCCGAUACAGAUACACAAGGAGCAUCAUGUUUAUGUACCCGAGUUAGUAUUUGGUCAUUUAUUGACAAGUGACAACUAUGAUGAUAAAGAAAAGAAGGUCACUGGAGGCCGCAACGGCUACGGCGCAAAGCUGAGCAAUAUCUUCUCGAAGAAGUUCCUCAUCACCACUGCUGAUCGCACCCGCAAGAAGCUUUAUAAGCAGCAGUUUGAGAAAUCAAUGCAGAAGAAAAAGGAACCGGUCAUUACCGACUAUGACAAGGAGGAUUUUACCUGUGUGCAGUUUUGGCCGGAUCUUGAAAAGUUCGGUAUGACUCAUCUAGAUGCCGACAUAGUGUCACUCAUGUCUAAACGUGUAAUCGAUGUUGCUGGUACAUCAGCAUCGAAAAAAUGCAAGGUGUAUCUCAAUGGUAAACGCGUACCCAUAUCGAGCUUCAAGGACUAUGCUGAACUGUAUCUCACUGGAGAGUGGGUGGAUGCUCCUAAGAUCUACGAGAAGGUAGCUCGAGCUAACGUGUAUGUUUCCUGUGGACAUGUGCAGGUAUCGGACCGGUGGGAGGUCUUGGUAACGCUGAGUGACCCCGCGGGUGGGGGUGGGCAGUUCCAGCAAGUGUCCUUUGCCAAUUCAAUCAAUACUGUAAAGGGUGGGACUCAUGUGAACCAUGUUGCUGAACAAAUUGUGAACGCCGUGUUAAAGAAGGCCCAGACGAAGAACAAGGGUGGUAUGGAACUAAAGCCUUUCCAAGUGAAAAACCAUAUGUGGCUCUUCGUGAAUGCUCUUAUAGAGAAUCCAACCUUUGACUCGCAGACCAAGGAGACACUCACGUUGAAGGUGGCUAAGUUUGGGUCCAAGUGUGUUCUCUCUGAGGGUACUAUGAAGAAGGUCCUCAGCUCAGGGAUAGUAGAUCAGGUCGUCAACUGGGCUAAAUUCAAGCAGACUGCAACGCUCCAGAGUAAAAUCAAGGUAGGAGGCACGGGUGGUCAGACGAGGAUCUUCGGCGUGCCAAAACUCGAGGACGCUAACGAUGCUGGUGGUCGCUAUUCGGACCGGUGUACGCUGAUCCUCACAGAGGGAGACUCGGCCAAAGCCUUGGCAGUGGCUGGGCUGGGGGUUAUUGGUCGGGACAAGUACGGGGUAUUCCCUUUGAGAGGUAAAGUGUUGAAUGUGAGAGAGGCGUCGUAUAAGCAAACCGUUGACAACAAGGAAAUCCAGGCCAUACUUAAGAUCAUCGGACUCGAGCCUAGGAAGGCGUAUGACGGUGUGAAGGGCCUGCGAUAUGGCUCCAUCAUGGUCAUGACCGAUCAAGAUCUCGAUGGGUCGCAUAUCAAGGGACUGCUUAUAAACCUAGUGCAUCACUGGUGGCCUGGCCUACUCCAGACUCGAGGCUUUAUGAAGGAGUUUGUAACUCCCAUUGUGAAGUGUGUAAAGGGCCGACGGGAGCUCAGCUUUUUCACGCUCACUGAGUAUGAGGAGUGGAAAAGGAACAAUAAUGACGGCAAAGGCUGGAAGAUAAAAUACUACAAAGGUCUCGGUACUAGCACCAGUAAAGAGGCUCAGCAGUACUUCUCACAGAUCUCAAAGCACAGCCUUUCUUUUGAUUAUCGUGACGGGGAUGAUGGUGAGGCGAUAGAUAUGGCAUUCAAUAAGAAGAGGGCGGAUGAUAGGAAGGAGUGGAUCAAUGGUUACGCUGAUGGAGACUGCGUUGACCACUCUAAGGCAUCUCUGAGGUAUUUGGACUUCAUCAACAAGGAGCUUGUCCAGUUUUCGAAGUAUGAUGUUAUGAGGAGUAUCCCUAGUAUGGUUGAUGGUUUUAAGCCCUCCCAGCGUAAAGUGCUGUUCUGUGCCUUGAAAAGGAACUUGAAGUCUGAUACUAAAGUGGCCCAGUUCGUGGGGUAUGUUUCGGAGCAUUCGGCCUAUCAUCACGGCGAGCAGAGUUUGGAAUCCUGUAUCGUUGGCAUGGCUCAGGACUUCACUGGCUCCAACAACCUCAACUUGCUGUUCCCCUCGGGUCAGUUCGGUACCCGGCAGCAGGGAGGAAAGGAUGCUGCCAGCGGACGAUAUAUCUACACUAGACUAAGCAAGUAUACUAGGACCAUAUUCCAUCCGGAUGAUGACGAUGUUUUGGAAUAUCUAACAGAGGAAGGGCAAAGCAUUGAGCCUAAGUGGUACUGCCCGAUCAUACCAAUGGUCCUCGUCAAUGGUGCUGAGGGUAUCGGCACAGGAUGGUCCACCAAUGUGCUCAGCUAUGACCCUAGAGAGAUCAUUCACCUGCUAAGGGCUCUUAUACGAGGUGUUGAACUUCACGAUAUACAUCCCUGGUAUAGAGGCUUCACGGGAUCCGUGGAGCGAAACGAUAAGAAUGGUUACGACUUCGUGGGUAAGGUGAGGAUGGCCAGUGAUGACAGGACUGUUGAUAUCACUGAGCUACCAGUCAAGACGUGGACGCAGAAUUAUAAGGACCUCGAUACUCUUGUUGUUUCGGUCAUCCUUCUCGGUAGGUAUCAUACGGAGCACAGUGUUCACUUCAAGUGCACACUCCAAAACGAGGCUGCUAAGAGCGUUGUGGACUCCCUCGGACUGGAAAAGGCUUUCAAGCUGCGCUCAGCAUUCUCCACAACCAAUAUGGUCCUGUUUGACAGGGAUGGUAAGAUCAGACGCUACGACAGUGUGUUGGAUAUCAUCAAGGACUUUGCGGACUUGAGGCUGGACAUGUAUGUUAAGCGGAAGGAUAGCCUCAUUGCUAAGCUCACUAAGGAGAUUCUUAUCCUAUCUAAUAAAUGUCGAUUCGUGAUGAUGGUUAUCAAUGGUGAGAUAGUCUUUCAGAAGAAGAAGAUUGUACAGUUGAUGGAGGAGCUCAAGCGAAAGAAGUUCAUGACUAUGAUGGAAAUUGAUGCCCAGACUAGAGCAGCCAAGAUAGGCUCUCUCAAGGGAAAGACCGUCGCUGCUUCUUCCGCUACAAGUGAUGAGGUGAAGUCAGAAGGAGAGUCCAGUGAGGAGGAAGAGGAGGCGGACGAGGAGGCCAAGGUCGAAAAGCAACAGAAACGCUCGGGUUAUGACUACCUCUUGGCGAUGUCAAUGUGGAGUCUGACUCUUGAGAGAGUGGAAGCAAUGGAACGCCUACUGCAUGAUAAGGAGGGGGAGCUUAAAGUCCUUCGUGGGCGGAGUAUCGAGGAAAUGUGGGACCGGGACUUGGUACAGCUGUUGGCGGCAUUGGAUGAGGAUGAUGAGCGACGAGCUAAGGAUAUACAGGCGGAGGCUCGAUACAGGAAGAACAAGCCUAAGAUGGGCAAGCUAGCUGCUAAAAAGAAGAAGGGAGCUAGUCCAUCGAGCAGCGAGAACGACUAUGGUAGUGAGGAUGAGAUCAUGAGCGAUGCAAGCGAUGUGAAGCCGUCAAAGAAGAAGGGCGGCAAGAAGGCUGUUGGGCAUCCGGAAGAUGUGAUUAGUUCAUUGUUGCAGAGGUACAAGGCGGAUGGAGACCUGUGUGAAGUGGAUAGGACUACUCUUGAGGUGAAGCCUAUGGAGGCUGAUGCUUGGAGGAGGGUGAAGAAAGAGGAAGGUGAUAAGACAAAGGCAUCCUCUCGAGGAGGUGCUUCCGUGAACCCCUCGCCGUCAACGAGCCCAACAGCAUCCCCAACAGAUGAUUCCUCCACGACUAAGAAAAUAGAGAUGGCUCAUCAGCGGUCCUCGAGUAUCCUUGAGCGUUUACGGAUGAAGAAUGAAGGGAAGAGUGCAUCAUCACAAGUUGUGAAGUCAUCGGAGGCGUCGGGCGGCAAGCAGCUGACAAUGAGCUCCUUCCUUAAGCCGAAGGCCGAGGUGAAGGUCACCGAAGAGAACUGGCUUGAUAGUCUCGUAGCGUCCCGGAAGAGCAAAGACGAGGUUGAUGCGGAGUCCGAGGAGUCGGGCUCGGUGUCGAAGCCUCCGACACCUAAGGGGAAGGCUAAGGCAAAGGCGAAGAGGAAAAGUCCAGCUAAAGGGAAGAGGAACAAGGCUGCUGCUUCUAGUAGCGAAGUCAGCCCUGCGAGCUCGGCUGAGGAGAUCAGCAGCGAUGACGCUCCGGAUUCACCUGUACCCAGGAGCCGAAGACCUGCCCGAGCUGCUGCUGCCCGCGCUGCUAGGAAGAAGCUGAUCGCUUCGAGUGAUUCGUCAGACCAGAGCGGAGAUUCGGGGUCGGAGUCGGCCUCUGGGGAGGACAGCCCUCUGAGCGACUUCAGUGAGCACUUGAGCACAGCGUGUGAUAUUUCGGAAGACCGUCCUAAGAAGAAUACUUUGAAGAGAAAAGUCACAACAGACUCCCCCGCAAAACCCAACAGGAAGUCGCCGGCAGGCGGGCGUAAGCGGCGGAAAGUGGUACGCCUCGACAGUGAUGAUGAUAGCGAUGAGGACUACAACGAUAGUGAUUAUGCAUAA
Perkinsus marinus ATCC 50983 is the source of this 4740-nucleotide messenger RNA. Its product is annotated as DNA topoisomerase 2-alpha, putative. Gene Ontology annotation, biological process: sister chromatid segregation; resolution of meiotic recombination intermediates; DNA topological change. Gene Ontology annotation, molecular function: DNA binding; ATP binding; DNA topoisomerase type II (double strand cut, ATP-hydrolyzing) activity. The record is from RefSeq and is a predicted model, not a curated record. Gene Ontology annotation, cellular component: nucleus. The transcript has 42 exons. Bases 1 to 4740 code for a protein of 1579 amino acids. NCBI's taxonomy places the organism in Eukaryota, Perkinsozoa, Perkinsida, Perkinsidae.